AUGAAGACAUGUCUACGCUAUCUUGGUGACCCUGGAUAUCAACAAGGUAUUGGUCAGGAACUUGGUGUUAGUCAAGCAACGGUAUCUCGGACUGUGGACAGAGUUAUGAACAGCAUAGUUGCACAGUCGAACGAAUGGAUCAACUUUCCAACUACCAACCAUGAACUGAUGGAUGCCAAGCGGAUAUGGCAAAGCAUGUAUAAAUUUCCGAGAGCAAUUGGUGUAAUUGAUUGUACACAUAUAGGAAUCCUGAAACCAAAUCGUCAUGGAGAUGAGUAUAUCAACCGAGAGAUGUUCACAAGUGUUGAUGUCAGUUGGCCUGGAUCAGUGCAUGUUUCCGGAAUAUGGAGAAAUUUACACACUAGAUCACAACUAAUUAAUUAAGCAAAUGUUGUACUACUUGGCGAUGACGAUUAUGGUAUUGAGCCAUGCCUUAUGACUCCC
This is a messenger RNA of Acanthoscelides obtectus, 444 nucleotides long. Lineage: Eukaryota; Metazoa; Arthropoda; Insecta; Coleoptera; Chrysomelidae. The record is from the annotation of a GenBank genome assembly.